Molecule: messenger RNA, 901 nt
Organism: Quercus lobata
Lineage: Eukaryota; Viridiplantae; Streptophyta; Magnoliopsida; Fagales; Fagaceae
Product: carbonic anhydrase 2-like
Exons: 9
Coding region: 101-856 (251 amino acids)
Biological process (GO): carbon utilization
Molecular function (GO): carbonate dehydratase activity; zinc ion binding
Source: RefSeq, a predicted model, not a curated record
GCAAGAUAUGUGUGCAAGUGUACUUAAUUGGUUUACAUUAGGCAGCAAGUUCUUCAAAAUUUCAAAGUGAAAUCCUUAGAAUUCGAAAGAAGUUUUACCUAUGGGGUCAUUGGAGGAAGCCAUUGAAGGAUUGAAGAAGUUUCUCAGUAACAAGGAUGAUGUGGCGGUUGCACAAAUUGAGAAGUUGAUAACCGGAUUGCAAGAGACAGAUCUCAAUGAAUUUGACCCAGUUAAAAGGAUUAUAGAAGGGUUUCAACACUUCAAGAUCAACAAAUUUGAUAAGCAUCCUGAAUUGUACGAGAAACUUGCUGAAGACCAGUGGCCCAAGUUUUUGGUAUUUGCAUGCUCAGACUCUAGGGUGUGUCCCUCUCAUAUCCUGGACUUUCAACCUGGAGAAGCCUUCAUGGUUCGCAACAUUGCUAACAUGGUUCCUGCAUUUGACAAGCUGAAAUACUCUGGAGUUGGUGCAGCCAUUGAAUAUGCUGUCUUAGAACUUGAGGUACAAAAUAUCCUGGUCAUUGGACACAGUCGAUGUGGUGGGAUAAAUAGGCUUAUGACUCAUCCUGAGGACAGUUCUGCUCCUUUUGACUUCAUAGAUGAGUGGGUCAAAAUAGGAUUACCUGCAAAGGUCAAGGUCCAAGCAGAGUUUGGUGACUUGCCAUUGGAGGUUCAAUGUAAACAUUGUGAAAAGGAAUCAGUGAAGUUAUCACUGUGUAACUUAGAAACUUAUCCAUAUGUUCAAAUGGGGUUGGCAAACAAGAAGCUGAGGUUGAUGGGUGGCUACUAUGAUUUUGUUCAUGGAAAAUUUGAGCUCUUGGAGUUUGAGCCUCGCUUUCGCCAUCUCUUCUCCACAUGAUUAGUCUUAAUUGUAUCAAGAAAAUUUGAUACUAUUUUCCUUGCU